This is a messenger RNA of Penicillium canariense, 1368 nucleotides long. Its product is annotated as FAD-dependent oxidoreductase. The record is from RefSeq and is a predicted model, not a curated record. Gene Ontology annotation, molecular function: FAD binding; monooxygenase activity. The transcript is spliced from 6 exons. Lineage: Eukaryota; Fungi; Ascomycota; Eurotiomycetes; Eurotiales; Aspergillaceae. The coding region runs from base 1 to 1368 and encodes 455 amino acids.
AUGGGGUCAUAUUCAUCUCCUGGCUGGAGGCAGUUAGACAUCGCCGUUGUUGGUGGCGGGAUAGGAGGAAUGUCUGCGGCGACCGGCCUGCGCCGUGCCGGCCAUAAGGUUUCGAUUUACGAACGUGCCGAUUUCCUUGGUCAAGCCGGUGCUUCUAUUUCCUGUGCAGCGAACGGUACGCGCUGGCUACACGAGUGGGGCGUAGAUGUGGCUAAAGGCGAUGGGGUCAUCCUUCAAAAGCUCAUCAGCCGCGAUUGGACGACGGGCAAGAUCCUGACAGAGUAUGGAAUGGAUGACUACGAGGAACGAUGGGGGUAUGUGUACUACAUGUUUCAGCGGCAGUGUAUGCACACAAUGUUGAAGGAUUCUGCAUUGGGGGAGGGUGAAGGAGUGCCCGCGAAACUCUUCAUGAAUCACAAGUGUAAAAACAUUGAUAUCAAUACCGGUUUGAUUGAGUUUGAGAAUGGAGAGGUGGCCAACCAUGAUCUCAUUAUCGGCGCGGAUGGCAUCGGAUCCGCCGUUCGUGGUAUUCUCGAUAUCUGGCCUGAGAAGCGACCCGCCGGGUCUAGCUGCCUACAUGCAAACGUCCUCACUGAAGAUGCGGUCGCCGCUGGUCUUACUGACUUCUCUAAAGAUAACGCCCUGCAGUUCUGGGGCGGCCAUGGGGAGGCCUGGGACAAGAUCGUUCUCUCUCCGUGCCGAGGGGGCAAGUUGCUAUCGUACUAUUGCUUUUUCCCGCGGGAGAAAGGAGACUACGUGAAUCAUUCUUGGGGGGAAGCUGACAGGCCAGUGGAAGAGCUGCUCGCCCCGUACCCUCAACUCGAUACGCAAGUCCGGGGACAUUUGGCCCUUGGCAAAGAAAUCCAACCAUGGCGUCUAUGGAUGCAUGAACCAUAUCCAUAUAUUGCAAGAAACAUGGUCUGCUUGCUAGGUGAUGCAGCUCACCCAAUGAUGCCUCACCAAAGCCAAGCAGCCUGUAUGGCAAUCGAAGACGCAGCUGCCUUGGGCAUUAUUUUUAGCAAGAAAUGUUUCACGGGAGAUGUGUUUGAGUCACUAUCUACCUAUGAGUCAGUUCGUCUCCCGAGGGCAACCAAGGUUCAGGCAGCAGCGGCGAGAGCCUCACACAAUAUCAACGAGCGAAUCGGAUUCUCCAGCAACAUUCACAAUCCAGUUUACGUGGUGAAGAGUGAGCAGGGGAAAUUGACAAUUGAAGAGAUGAAUGCUUAUAAUAUGCACAUGCACAUCGACGAAGUAGUCUCCAGACGCACCGGGGAAGCAUACACUCACAAGUACACCCGCGGUCUGCCAAUAGGGCUAAAGCUAGCAAACGGAUAUACCGUUGGAGCUGAAGAUUGGUCUUAUGACUAG